Molecule: messenger RNA, 2695 nt
Organism: Pararge aegeria (speckled wood butterfly)
Lineage: Eukaryota; Metazoa; Arthropoda; Insecta; Lepidoptera; Nymphalidae
Product: gastrula zinc finger protein XlCGF57.1-like
Exons: 5
Coding region: 238-1854 (538 amino acids)
Biological process (GO): regulation of transcription by RNA polymerase II
Cellular component (GO): nucleus
Molecular function (GO): DNA-binding transcription factor activity, RNA polymerase II-specific; RNA polymerase II cis-regulatory region sequence-specific DNA binding
Source: RefSeq, a predicted model, not a curated record
AUGAACAGUAAAUAAAAUAAGCAUGACAAAAAGUAACUCAAAGAAGAAGAAAUAAAAUAUACCUAACUAAACUGCUAUCCCGUGUCCUGUUAUGAAGUGUGAUAUAAAUACAACUGUUGUGAAUAUUUUCCAAACGGAUAUAUUCGAAAAGCAUUUCAUUAUUUAGGUUGUUAUAUACAAAUUUUGUACCCAACACAAAUUUUGUCCUCUUUUAAAACUCACCAUAAGUGCUUCAAGAUGGAGGAGACACCUGAGGAGUCUACAUUUACUGAAGGCCUUCUCAAACCUAAGGAGGAAAUAUUAGACAUAGAAAUCACUAUAAAGAAAGAGUUCUAUGACGAAACAGACUUAGUUAUACCAAAAGAAGAGCUCUCCAACACCAAUACCAGUUCUCACUUGGAUGCUGAUGAUUCAAACAACCAAAAAUGCAAUAUUAAACAUUUAAAGCCAAUUAAGACUGAGCCAAGUGAAGAAAAUACUCAAUUACACCAACAACUAGAGUUAUCUGGAAUCACAGAAACAACACCAACUGAAUUUGUGUCUACAGGAACUACAACUAUAGAAAUUAAAAUAGAACCUAUUGCUGAAACAAGUGCUCCUGCAGACUGUACUGAAACACAAGAUGGUGCUCCUUUGUCGCAAAAGUACACGCAGAUCCAACGCGGUAGGACUGGCCCUUCUUUCACGAAGAAAUGUACGCAGAACAAACGCGGUAGACCACCUAUGAAAAAUAAACUUAACUCUUGCAAUAUUUGCGGGAAAGACUGUAAAUACAAAAGUGCACUAGUUUUACACAUGAGGACACACACGGGGGAGAAACCAUUUUCUUGCGACCUAUGCUUCAAGAACUUCACCCAAAAGAAUAAUUUAAAAUCUCACAGAAGGAUUCACACGGGUGAAAAGCGCUGUGUUUGCGACCUGUGUUCCGAGGAAUUUGAAAGUAUUAAAAGUUUAUCAGAACACAUGAGGAGUCAUCCUGAAGACAAACCGUAUUCGUGUCACCUAUGCCAGGCUAAAUUUACUCAACGGCAACAUUUAACGUCACACAUGAGAACACACCCUCCGGACAAACCGUAUUCUUGCGACUUCUGUCAGGCUAGCUUUUCACAAAAAGGCAAUUUAAUAUCCCACAUGAGACUUCAUAAUGGAUCGAAACCUUAUUCUUGUAACCGGUGUUAUGCGAAAUUUGCACGUAAAAGGUAUUUAUUGGUGCACAUGCGGUCGCACACUGGAGAGAAACCGUUCAGUUGCGAUAUCUGUCCAUACAAAUCUGCAUAUCAAUAUCGAUUAGUGACGCACAAGAGAACACACACUGGUGAGAAACCGUACACUUGUGACGUAUGUCACUCUGAAUUUACGCUAAGACACAAUUUAACAAACCACAUGAAAACACACACCGGAGUCAAACCAUUUUCUUGUAGCUAUUGUAAUAUGAAGUUUGCUUUAAACAGAUAUUUAACUAAUCACGUAAAGAUACACACAGAUAAACCGCAUUGCUGUAACCUGUGCGAAAAGAAGUUCACCCAAAAAAUACAUCUGACCGAACACAUGAGACACCACACCGGUGAGAAGCCGUUUUCUUGCGAGCAAUGCCAACAUAAAUUCGCAAUAAAAAGAUAUUUAACUGCUCACUUGAGAACUCACGCGGAAAGUAAACCGUAUUCCUGCGAUUUGUGUGAGAAGAAAUUUGCGAAAAAAACUCCUCUAGCUGACCAUAUGAGAAUCCACACUGGGGAGAAACCUUUUGUUUGUAAACAUUGUCAUGCCAAAUUUGCUGUGAAAAGAUAUUUAAAUGCUCACUUGACUACUCACAUUGCAAAGAAACAUUCGAAAGCCGAACGCAAUAAUCACUGACGCCAUCAAUGCGAGGCGCUGCCAUUUGUUUUUGAUGACUGCAAUAAAGUGUUCUCCAAACAGGUCGGGGAUGCUUGUGUGUUGAGAUGCACACGAGAACUUAAUUUUUAUAUAUCUGUCAAACUGGACAGCCAUGUUGAUGGCGACUCUUAUCCUAGAAAGAAAGCCUAAUGGACCUAAUUACAACAAACAUUUAAAUGAGCAAAAGGUUACAAUAAAAAAAAAAAAAUUAACUUUUGCUUAUUGCUACUGGUUCGGUAGCAGUAGGUAGGUACGCUCGAUUCUACGGAUAAGACAUUGGGUGUUAUAGUUCUUCCACCAUCUAUCAUGAUCGCGGUGUAGAAUAUAGAAGGCGAGGCCUUGAUUCCGUGGAAAUUAAAAUAGUUGAACCCGAUUUUAUGACAGAUAUUUAUCCACAGUCACCUCUUUUUGCGGAUCUUAGACUAAUCAGCUCUUCCCUACGAAAUCCAAAACACAGUUCCAAUCGCAAGUCAAUCGUGGUCCAGUAUGUUACGGUCACUAUGUAUCACACUUAAUCACUUAUUUAACUUCGAAGUUAUUUCAAGUCGUUCUCAGAGCAGACUAACUCAGUCGCGUCAGACACCCGCUUUCGUACCACUUGUCUGACCCUUCGAACCUUCUUUACUCGGUAAUUGUAAACAAGAUCGAUGAUUUUUCUGUUGAUGUUACUUUGUUGUUUCACAGGUAUUAAAUACCUACACGUUAAGUAGUCACGCGCAAUAAUAAACUUUUAGUUCCUAGUAAUAAGGUGCUUUGUAACAAUAUUUAUAGUCGGCAACAAAUAUCAGUUGCGAGUGCAUUACAGUUUUCAAUAAAGCAA